AUGAAGUUUGAUCUUGGUGACAAUGGCCUUGUUGGGAAAAUGCCAACAUGGAUUGGAACUAGCUUCUCCAAUUUGAUGAUUCUUGUCUUGAGCUCCAACAAAUUUAGUGGUGACAUUCCUUCAACUUUAUGUCACUUACACACCCUCCAAAUCUUGGAUAUCUCAAGUAAUCAUUUCUCUGGGGUGAUACCUCCUUGUGUUCAUAAUCUCACUGCAAUGGCUACAAGAAGAAGUUUUGGUGGUGGAGGCAUACAAUAUUCUCAAGUGUUUGAUGCAUUUAUAGAGAGUGUGUUGAUCGAUGCAAAAGGAUUAGUGCUUCAAUAUGAUACCAUUCUUGUAUUGGUGACAAGCAUCAACCUCUCUGAUAACAAUCUCUCUGGGGAGAUCCCGAAGGGAUUCACCAGCUUGGUCGAGCUCAAAUUCUUGAACUUGUCGAGGAAUCACUUGAUAGGGUCGAUCCCACAGAGAGUCGGAGAUAUGAGGGAGUUGGAGUCUCUUGAUCUCUCAAGAAACUCCCUGAUCUGUCAGAUUCCAAUUAGUGUCACAAGACUCUCCUUUCUGAGUUAUAUCGACUUGUCUUAUAAUUUGUUGGAGGGGAAGAUUCCGGAAAGUACUCAAAUUCUUUAG
Molecule: messenger RNA, 627 nt
Organism: Salvia splendens (bonfire salvia)
Lineage: Eukaryota; Viridiplantae; Streptophyta; Magnoliopsida; Lamiales; Lamiaceae
Product: receptor-like protein EIX2
Exons: 1
Coding region: 1-627 (208 amino acids)
Molecular function (GO): protein binding
Source: RefSeq, a predicted model, not a curated record